GCUUUCCGGCACUCUUACGCGUAGCAUACAGCGCUCGUUAGUUCCCCAGGCCGCCGUAGACGGCGAGUACGGGCGGGGCGGCCUUAGCUGCGUCCGGGCGAUCCAGUGCCUAGUUCCGCCAUACCCCUCUCCACGACCUCCGUCGAGCAUGUUCACCAGGGCCCAGGUGAGACGGAUUCUGCAGCGGGUGCCCGGGAAGCAGCGACUCGGCAUCUACCGGUUUCUGCCCUUCUUUUUUGUCCUGGGAGGAACGAUGGAGUGGAUCAUGAUUAAAGUGCGCGUAGGCCAGGAGACCUUCUAUGAUGUCUACCGUAGAAAAGCCUCAGAAAGACAGUAUCAGAGAAGGCUGGAAGAUGAAUGAGACUGAACUUCAGCAGCCAAUAAAGUCAAUAUGAAUUUUUACUAUUGGUUUCAGUGCCUUUUAAAAUGUACUUUUCAGAUCUCUUGUUCUGACACAGCUUGUCCUUUAUCAGCUGCACAAUAUUCCAAUAACUGUCUUUGCAAAGAAUUUUUAUAGUUCUGUCUCUGCUUGAGUACUUCCCAAGUCACUGCAGGACAGCACUUGGGGGAAAAUUAUUUCCUCCUAAAACACUCACUUGAUGAAUCUAGUCCAUGAAAUAUUUCUUAAACAAUUCAAGGAUCAAUCAGGAUGCUUUUCAGUGAAGCCCGAAUUGUUUUCGGCAACUUUGUUUUUAGGCAACUAAUGAUAACCUUAUUUACUUUUUUGCAGCAUUUAAAUUAAAUUAUGGACACAUUCUCUAUUGCAAGAUCAUUUAAGCCAGGAUAAUUAUGCAGGUUAUAUUUCUGCCAGCUACUAGACUAUAAACUUUUUGCUAGGGUGGUGGAAAUUCCUGAUUGACUACGCAUUUCUCAAUGAACAGAAAUAUGCUCCUCCCUCGCUUGGCUCCACUAAAUUGCAAGGACUGGACCUUCAUGAGGACUCUGGGCAACAGGUUUUACGCUACUCUAUGAUGAAGAUGCUGCUCUUCCAUUCAGCUGCUAGAAAUAGUUGCUCUUUCCAUGAGAAAGUGAACCUACACAGCAUAAAGCAAUUCCAGACUUGAGCUAAAUCAGAGGCUCAGUCUAUUGAGUGAUUUGGCAAUUUGACCCAGUGUAAGUUUGGAUCAGCCUGGUAGAAAAAGCAGACACCUUUCCAUGCUUGCGUAACCACAUCUAACAUCAUUUCAAGCAAGAAAAUAUCUACAUACUAAAGACUAAGUUUCAGAAUAAUUUCUAACUGUUGCACGAGAAUAAAGCUGAUGCUUAAGGCCACAGGGUAUUCUCAAGUUAAUGAUCUCUGCCAUAAACAUAUCUCCUAAUUUUUUCUAGAGAUUUUUCUCCUAAUCUUAGUCCACUUAUGUUAGAACCAUUCAGUAAAGAACCAUUAACUACUCACAUCUCAUUAAAGCACUACCUACACUACAGUACAGCAAGCCCAGAGUCACAGCUGGGAGAUGGCUUGAAUGUGAAAGGCCAGUAAUGAUCUCUACUACCAGGGAGAGGAUGGUGGUUCAUCAUAUUCUCAUGCCCAGUUGUGUCAUCUAGGAUUCCUGGUAAACCUAACCUGAUAAACCAUUUUUAGUGACUUGACUGCUGUAUAAAAAGUAUAGUAUGAUUCUCUCAAUUAUAUGGCCAUAUUCCAUGUUUGCCCCAAUCUACCUUGUUUUAGGAGUUUGGUACAUACAGAAAGUAUGUCAUACCUUUUACAAAGAAUAACAGUAAACACUAAUAAAACCAUUGGCUAA
Molecule: messenger RNA, 1745 nt
Organism: Piliocolobus tephrosceles (Ugandan red Colobus)
Lineage: Eukaryota; Metazoa; Chordata; Mammalia; Primates; Cercopithecidae
Gene: UQCC5
Product: ubiquinol-cytochrome c reductase complex assembly factor 5
Exons: 2
Coding region: 149-361 (70 amino acids)
Source: RefSeq, a predicted model, not a curated record